AUGGCACCUUGGACACAUUUGAUCCGCUUCAUUGCCGAGGAAGACGGCCAGAUUCAUCUGGGCCAGGUCGACCCGGAAGAAUUCCCUGAUAUCGGGAUAGCUGUGUUUGAGGGCAAACGGAUAAGUGCAAAACUUAUCACUGGCGACAUAUUCGAUGGUGUUGUGUCGGAUACACUCUUACAUGUCGGAACGCUCCUCUCACCGAUCUCUGUAGAUGAGGUCCCAAUAAUUCGUUGCAUGGGACUCAACUACCGCGACCACGCGCGAGAAGCCAACAUGCCAAUCCCAGACGUCCCGGUACUGUUUAUCAAACCGCGAACUGCAAUCAAUGGGCCAUUCCCAGCAAAGAUUCCAGUACCCAAGAUCGCACAAGAUGGGACAAGUGACUACGAGGCCGAGUUGAGCUUCGUUAUUUCCAAGACUGGGAAAGACAUCCCUGAAGACAAAGCUUUGGGCUACGUUCUAGGGUACACAGCCAGCAACGAUGUCAGUGCGAGAGCACAGCAGUUUAAAAACAGCCAAUGGAGCUUUUCAAAAGGCUUCGAUGGGUCAUGCCCCUUGGGCCCAGUCCUCGUUUCUUCUUCUGCGAUAAAAGACCCGCAUUCUCUUCGGAUCAAGGCUAUCCACAACGGUAUCACGGUGCAGGACUCCAACACAAAUGAGAUGAUAUUCCAAGUUGCUCAGAUUAUUUCUUUUUUAUCUCGUGGCACGACCCUUGAAAGAGGGACUGUAAUUAUGACAGGCACUGGGCCCGGUAUCGGGGCGAUGCGCGAUCCAAAGGUCGUGCUCAACCAUGGCGAUGAUAUUCGUGUUGAGGUACAACAUGUCGGAACUUUGAUCAACCAGGUAUAUUACGAGUGA
Molecule: messenger RNA, 861 nt
Organism: Talaromyces rugulosus
Lineage: Eukaryota; Fungi; Ascomycota; Eurotiomycetes; Eurotiales; Trichocomaceae
Exons: 4
Coding region: 1-861 (286 amino acids)
Molecular function (GO): catalytic activity
Source: RefSeq, a predicted model, not a curated record